This is a messenger RNA of Lycium ferocissimum, 2074 nucleotides long. RefSeq names its product F-box/FBD/LRR-repeat protein At1g13570-like. The record is from RefSeq and is a predicted model, not a curated record. Gene Ontology annotation, molecular function: protein binding. The transcript has 3 exons. The coding region runs from base 608 to 1924 and encodes 438 amino acids. NCBI's taxonomy places the organism in Eukaryota, Viridiplantae, Streptophyta, Magnoliopsida, Solanales, Solanaceae.
AGUAUUAGUAUAUAAAAUCAAGUUAGUGUGUAUAAGGAUCAUAGAAGUAUCCGCCCUCCAACUUAUAAAAAUCAUGUUUAGAUGAACAUAUUAAUGUAAGGUCUGAUAGGAUUUGCAUAUGUAAGGUGUAAAUUGUAAUAAAGCUACUAAGCUAAACUAGACUAUUCAAAUUUUAGUUGUAAAAAUUACUAGCUUGAUGUCAAAACUAGCCAAAACUGUGAAACAACUACUAAGCUGAUUUUAUGAGUGAUUAACAAAUAUUUGAUAAUGAUUUUUCCCUCAUCUGUAACUGCAGAUGUCAGUUGAUGAAGCUUAUUACAAGUAAAACAUCAUGUCAUUCGUUCUUUCCUUUUCGCUUUUGAUUUUCCCUUUUGAAUAAUGAAUCUUAAUAAUUACUACAUUCAUGAAGUAUAGAUGAAAGGGGUUCUUGCUGUAGAUUCAAGGAUGUUAUUAGGACUAAGAUGAGUGGUUUCAGUUAGAAUGCAGCCAUUCUUUUUAUCUUAUUGUUAUAGCGUGUUGACUAAUAUUGCGGAUAACUGCUAUGUGAUCCCUGUUACUCUGUGCAGAUAGUUUUGCCAUUUUUUACCUUUGUAUUAUUGUGUAUUUCAUGCAGGUUCUUACUGGCUGUUAUUGUUAUAUCAUCAUGCCUCCAAAGGGCAUGAAGCGUGGUUCUCGAACUGUACCUCCCGAUAUAAUUAGCAAUCUUCCUGAAAAUAUAAUAGAUGCCAUAAUGAUGCAUUUGCCUUUACGAGAUGCUGUGAGGACAAGCAUCUUAUCGAGGAAGUGGAGGUAUAACUGGUGCAGACUUCCAGAGUUGACACUUGAUCAAGCACUUUGGGAAAUGACAGAUAACGGAAUAUCCCCUACGAUUAGAUUUACAGACUUAAUCUUCCACCUUUUGACCCUCCAUGUCGGACCAAUUUCCAAGUUUACACUCUCCAUUGCUACUCUGGGGAACUGUCCCAAAAUUGACAACUUGAUCUGCUUCCUCUCUAGGAAUGGCAUUCAAAACCUUGUUCUUCAAUUUCCAAAGGGUAACCUAUACAAAUUGCCUUCUUCAUUUUUCUUGUGUUCGCAAAUGAGACAUUUGAGUCUCAAUAAUUGUUUAUUAAAUCCUCCCCCUGCUUUCAAAGGAUUUGAUAAGUUAGUUAGCCUGGAACUUUGUGAAGUCACAAUUUCUUCCAAAUAUUUUGGAACUCUAAUCUCUUGUUGCCCGUUGCUCGAGCAGUUGGUGCUGUACUCAAGUAUCACAAACCACAUUCAAAUUACAUCUCCCAAGUUGAUAUCCUUUGACUUCACGGGCCGUAUAAACUUUAUUUCUUUAAAAGAUGUCCCUCUUCUCGCAAAACUUUCACUUGUAGAUACCGGAUAUUCUGAGAAGGCAGGAAAAUGUGGUAUUGCCAAGUUUCUUGAGUCUUUUCCUGCUCUCGAGCAUCUCCAUUUGGAUUAUUAUAGUCUCCGGUUCUUUGCAGGUGAAGUACCAGAACAGCUCCCCUCUGCUCUUAACUGUCUUAAACGUCUUUGCCUAUCCGAUAUUUCUCUAGAUGAACUAGAUGUGGCUUCAUGUGCUCUUUGCUUGAUAAAAAGCUCCCCCAAUUUACAAGAAAUCGAAAUUGAGGUGUAUGAUGAAUGGGUUGAGCGAACGGCGGAUGAUGUUAUCGAUGCUAUUCUAGAGCAAGUUGAAGGCUUAUCAGAUGUGACAUUGAAUCACCUCAGAGCUGUUAAGCUUACUGGUAUAACAGGCACAGAACCCGAAAUGGAACUUAUCAAGUUUCUCUUAGCCAAGUCUCCGAUUCUCAGUAGAAUGCUAAUCAAGCCCGGGCUUGGAGAUGGAUCUCCUGAAACAAGACUCGAGGUACUCGCAGAGAUAACACAAUUUCGUCGGGCAUCACCUAAGGCAGAAGUUGUUUAUAAACUUACAUAGAUUACUAUCGAGAAUAUCACAAUGCUGUUUAACUCUACUUGUCUUUUUGCAAGACCAUGUUCUAUUGAAUAUUCCUGUUUAAUUUCUUCUUUAUUCACUAUUGAAGAAUCUUUUAAAAAGGCAAUCAACUGCAUUUCAAUUCUUUGACUA